Molecule: messenger RNA, 2568 nt
Organism: Ipomoea nil (Japanese morning glory)
Lineage: Eukaryota; Viridiplantae; Streptophyta; Magnoliopsida; Solanales; Convolvulaceae
Exons: 5
Coding region: 1-2568 (855 amino acids)
Molecular function (GO): zinc ion binding
Source: RefSeq, a predicted model, not a curated record
AUGCUGAAACAAUUGAGGUAUGCUGAUAAAAAGGUGCAAUUUUGGGAUCUGGUUAAGGUUAAGGGUAAUGGUAGGAAGAAGCCAACAAAAACUGAUCUUAAGCCUCUACUGAAUGAUGCAGACAUAGUUAGUUUAGUUGAAGAGGUUCCACCCAACAAGGAGGUAGAAAUAUUUGUUGAACAUUUAUUUGAUGACCAAUGGGAUUACGAGGUAGACAUAUCUAGAGAAUUGGGAGAUGAUUGCCUACUCUAUGAUGGAAUAAACCAGAGUUCUGAAAAUGAGGAUGAGGUUGAAGGUGAAGAUCAAGGUGAGGAAGACCCUAAUCUUAUGGACACUAGGGCUAGUUCUAAGCAGGUCAAUCCUGCUGUUGGACUGGAAGGGGGUGAAGUACAAGAAGUAGAGUGCCAAUUGUCUGAAGAGGUGUUUAAGAGUUUAGAGAAUUCUGAAGAUUCUGAUGGGGGAGACAGUGGUGUACAGAAUGUUUUUGAAGAAAGGAACUUGAAAAAAGAAGGCUUUAAGUUUGAGAUUGGAAUGAUUUUCAAAACAUCAGAUGAGUUUAAAUGGGCUGUUAAAUAUUAUGAGGCAACUAGGAGAAAAGAUAUCCACUUUAAAAACAAUGAAAGCAGUAGAGUUAAAACAUACAUUCCAGAACACACAUGUGGGGAUCAAGAUGAAAAUAGAACUGUGAAAUCUGGUUUUCUAGCCAAAAUGUACAAGGAUGAAAUUAAACUUAAUACAGAAUGGGGUAGAAUACAGUUUCAAGAACAUGUGAAGGCAAAUUUGAAAUGUCAGGUCAGUAAACACCAGGCAUAUAGGGCUAAACAAAAGGCUCUUAAGCAACUGGAAGGUGAUGUUUCAGAACAAUUCAACUUACUCAAUGAUUACUGUGAGGAAUUGAAAAGAAGCAAUCCGGGAACUUCUGUGAAGAUGAAACUUGAUAGUGAGUUUACUGUCAAUGGAAUACCUAGGUUUCUGAGACUCUAUAUUUGCUUUGCAGCCUGCAAAGAAGGGUUCUUGAGAGGAUGUAGACCUUUCUUUGGGUUAGAUGGUUGUCAUCUUAAGGGUUGCCAGAAGGGAGGGCAACUUUUGAGUGCUGUAGGUGUUGAUGGAGAUAACAGCUUGUUCCAUAUAGCAUUUGCCAUUGUUGAAGGGGAAUUGAAGGACAGUUGGUUAUGGUUCUUGAAACGAUUGGACAGUGAUCUUAAUAUUUUAAGUAACCCUCAUGCUUGGACAUUGAUUUCAGACAAGCAAAAGGGAUUGAUACCUGUUGUUGAAGAAUUGUUUCCGGGAAUGGAGCAUAGAUUCUGUGUUAGGCACAUGCAUGCUAACUUUGUAAAGGAUGGUUUCAGUGGGAAUGUACUCAAGCAGAAACUGUGGGCAGUGUGUAAAGCAACAACAGAAGCAGAAUAUAGGCGGCAAAUGGAGGAGUUAAAAAAGAUAAAUGCUAAGGCUGCUGAUUGGUUAGCUGCAAGAGAUGCUAAACAUUAUUGUAGGGCAUAUUUUAGUACAUUUCCUAAGACAGAUUUGCUACUUAACAAUUUGUGUGAAUCAUGGAAUAGCACUAUCCUAAAUUUCAGAGAUAAACCAAUCUUAACUUUGUGUGAGAAGUUAAGAAUAUAUCUUAUGACUAGGAUGCAAAAAAAUAGAGAAAGACUAAAAAAUCAUCCGAUGAAGAUUUGUCCAAAGAUAUGCAAAUUGAUAGAAGAGGAAAAGGAUAGGGCAUGCAGGUACAAUACUUAUAAGUCUGCUGAAAACAUGUACCAAGUAGAUGAUGAGAAUUUUAAGGUCUUCAAGGUGAGUUUACUCCAGAAACAGUGCAGCUGUAGAAGGUGGGAUCUCACAGGCAUCCCUUGUAGUCAUGCAAUUGCAGCUAUAAGAAAACAAAGGGAAAGACCAGAAGACUAUGUACACAAUUGCUAUACAGUGGACUCUUAUUUCAGAGCAGAUGAGCCAGCAAUACUACCAAUCUCAUCUUCUGAGUUGUGGCCCAAAACCAAUCUUCCAGCUCCACUCCCCCCAAAAUAUAAGGCACAACCUGGGAGGCCUAAAAAAAAAAGAGAAAGAUCAGCCCUUUUGAAGAAACCAAGAAGGACAGCCUUGCACAAAGAACAAGGAAAGUUGGAGAAGUCAAAAGGUGCAGGGUUUGUGGUACAUGAGAUGGAUGAGGUGGUAGUUGGACAGGGUGAUGUACACAUUCAAGGCCAGUUUGAGGAUAUCCCAGUUGAGACACAAGUGCCAACUUUUGUACUUGAUGAGAUGGAGGUAAUGACAUCUCAACCAUCACAAUUAGUUCAGAGCCAAGUCCCUCCACUGUCCCACUUUAUUUCUUCACAACAGCCAAGUGGAAUACUCCAUGACAUCUUUACCGGAGCAACCUCGCCGCACCAACAUCGCACUUCUGGCAUCCAUUGUGUUGACCCGAUAGUGUUGAAGACAUUGCGAAUGGCGUCCUUAAUAGCGUAUUCUAUUCGAAGUGGUGGAAAGGUGUCAAUGGCGGAGGUUAGGGUUCUUCAUGUGUGGUGGCGGAAAUGGCUGAGAAUGGCGGAGGAACGGGCUGAAAACGAUUAA